Molecule: messenger RNA, 4898 nt
Organism: Neocloeon triangulifer
Lineage: Eukaryota; Metazoa; Arthropoda; Insecta; Ephemeroptera; Baetidae
Product: zinc finger protein 271-like
Exons: 15
Coding region: 113-3595 (1160 amino acids)
Biological process (GO): regulation of transcription by RNA polymerase II
Cellular component (GO): nucleus
Molecular function (GO): zinc ion binding; DNA-binding transcription factor activity, RNA polymerase II-specific; RNA polymerase II transcription regulatory region sequence-specific DNA binding
Source: RefSeq, a predicted model, not a curated record
GAGACCGCGUUGUUAAUCGCCAACAAAAUUUUCAAUCCGCCCUUAAGCUGCGUUUAAACUCAAACCUACUAAUUUUUUCAACUGUAUUUUGUGUGUGUUUUUUUCUUGUGUGAUGGAAAAGCAUGACUCAAAGAACAAUGAUGAGAAAAGUCUGCAUUUUUGCAGAUUACGUGGAUGCGACCCUGGUGAGUCGUUUUUCAGGACGAUCGAGCAGCUCUUGGUUGAAUUUAUUUCCGCGAUGGCAAACGUGGCGAACCUUUGUCGCCUGUGCGGCACCAACACAAUCGGCAUUGUGCGGCACAACAUCUUCGAGGGCGAAGGGUUGGCCAAGAAAUUCGCCGACAAGAUCGCCGACUGCCUGCCUGUGAACGUGUCGAUCGAGGACCGUUUGCCGAAAAUCCUGUGCGGCGAAUGUUCCUACAAACUUGACCUUUUGAGCGAUUUUAGAGAUGUUUGCGUUAAGACUGAGACGUUGCUUCUGUCGUUGAUUGACGGCAUUAAGCAUGAGGUUUGCGAUGUUGAUGCUGAAGAAGAAGAGGUGAAAGGGGAGGUUGUCCAGAGACGAUCCUCGCGUCGGACAAGCCAGAAGCGGGCCUUGGAGGAAAUCGAGGAGAGUGAAAAAGAAGCCUCGGAGGAUGACUUUUGCAUGGACGACGGAGGCGACCGUGACGAUGACGACGAGGACGAAGAGUUUGUGGUGAAAACGCCUGCGAAAAAGAGGAGCAGGAAGAGUGGAGAGCCGAAGAAGCCUGAGAGCGGCGUUUGUGGCGCGUGCGGGGCUCAAACCAAGGACCUGCGCCGCCACACGAUCGCCAAGCACACGCGGGACUUUCCGGUCGCGUGUCCCGAGUGUCCGAAGCGCUUCGUCAGCCGCUCCGAGCUCAACUCGCACGGCCGGCGCGCGCACGGCGCCCACCGCAAGGAGAUGAGUCUGCUGUGCAAGUACUGCGGCCGCUCCUUCUCGCGCAAGCAGUACCUCGUCGACCACGAGCGCAAGCACCGCGACGAGCGGCCCUUCCAGUGCGCCACCUGCGGAAACUCGUACUACUCCAAGGUGCUGCUGAAGAGCCACGAGCGUGUGCACACGUGCUCGAGCUACUCGUUCGAGUGCGACCUGUGCCACAUGAAGUUCACGACGCAGACGGGGUGCCGGGCGCACCGGAAGCGCCACUUCGAGGAGAACCGGCGCUUCGAGUGUCCGGCGUGCGGGCAGCGCUUCUUCAAGCGCGCCACCAUGGAGGCGCACCAGGUCAGCCGCCACACGCACGUCAAGCCGUACGAGUGCGCGCUCUGCCGCAAACGCUUCCCCUGCAAGUACGACCUGCAGAAGCACAUCGAGACGCACCUGCGCAUCAAGUCGCAGGUCUGCGAGUUCUGCGGCGCCGCCUACUUCCGCGCCGACCACCUGCGCAGGCACAAGAUGCAGCAGCACCGCGAGCUCGUCCCCGCCUUCAGGAAAUCGAAGGAAAAGUUUCCCUGCGUUCCUGUCAAAGUGGAAAUCGUGGAGAACGAGAAGCUGGAGUGCUCCAAGUGCCAGAAAAUCCUCAAGCUGCGCCACCUGUGGAUUGCGCACGAAAAGCGACCCCACACUCACUUUUGCCAGACCUGCCUUCGGUACUUUGUGUCCUACAGGGACUACACCAGCCACAACUGCAUCUACAAGUGCACUUACUGCGACAGGAAGACCAAGUCGAAGGAAAAGCUGGACCUCCACAUUUACCGGUUCCACGAAGGCAACGAAAGGUUCGUUUGCGACAUCUGCAAGGACGAGUUCCGAACCAAGUCUAGUUUGGCCACUCACAUCAUUGCCAAAGGCUUUGUCCACACGCCCACUGUGACUUGGUGCGUAAAGUGCUGCGAAGACUUCAAAACUCCGCAGUGGCUGAAAAAGCACCAGUUGCGCGUCCACGAGGGCAAGAUCAUUUGUCACCAGUGCACGAAGACGUUUCCCACCAAGGAGGAGCGCAUGCGGCACACCAAGGAGAUGCACCCCAGGGUCAAGGAGAAGGUCAAGUGUCCCCAGUGCGACCUCAUCCUCAGCUGCAAAGGCGGCUUGGUCAAGCACGUCGACGUUGUGCACAAGAAGCUCCGGCCCUUCCUCUGCCCGGUUUGCGGGAAGAGUUAUCCUUUGAAGAAGUCGCUCGAGUUCCACAUGACGAUGCACACCGGGGAGAAAAAUCACGUGUGCAAAGUUUGCGGACACAAAUUCGCGCGGAUCGAGAAUCUGAAGCAGCACAUGCGAAUCCACAACAACGAGAAGCCGUACAGCUGCGAGUUCUGUGGACGGCAAUUCCGGCAGUGCGGACCCCUCAACAUCCACCGCCGGACGCACACUGGGGAAACGCCCUACGCGUGUCAUUUGUGUCCACAGAAGUUCAUCUCCAACAACCACCUGAAACUGCACCUCAAUAAUCAUCCCAAAAUUUUGGUCAGGACUGAACAGAAGCUGAAAAUCCACAUCAAGCGGUACCACGAAGGGAGCAAGAAAUUCACCUGUGACAUUUGCAAAGACGAACUUCAAGAGAAGAAAAAGCCAAGCCAAGGGAAAUCUGAUGAAAUCAAGAAUCCUUCAACAGAAAAGCCUGCCAAAACCAAUGAGUUUCUUGCCCCGGAAUUUGUGAGCUUGGCCGAGCCCAAGGUGGAGACUGUCCACGAGUACAACGUGAGCGCCAAAGGAAAUUUUGACUGCGACCAGUGUGGAGCCAAAUUCUCCAACCAGGGCUUUUGGCAGAGCCACUGCAGCCGGCCCCACCAACACCUGUGCAACCAGUGCGGCAAAUUGCGCAUCUCCCGAACGGCCGAGCACCUCUGCCGCCACCAAUGCGAAAAGUGCAAAAUCUACAUCGAUGGGAAAGAUGCGUUCACGGUGCACCAAGUCAAGUGCUACAUCAGGUCGUUCACCUGUGACCUCUGCGGCUUCGUGGCCUAUCGCCGGCAGAAAAUCACCAACCACAUCAAAAUCGCGCACUUCCUGAAAAUGGACGAAGAAUACAAAUUCAAGUCGUGCUGGUGUGAAAUCUGCAAGCGAAAAUUCAGCACCAGCUUCGCUCUGCAACAGCACAAGCUGCGGAAACACGAAGGGGUGCUCAUGUGCAGUGUUUGCUUCAAACGGUUCGAAACAAAAGAGGAGCGCCGGAAGCACGUUCAAGAGACGCACUCGAAGGAGAAGGUUUCUUUUGAAUGCCCCGAGUGCGGCAAGAAACUCUGCUCAAAGUUCAGCGUGAAACUGCACGUCGACAACAUCCACAGGAAACUCCGACCUCACCUCUGUCAAGUUUGCGGUUCUUCCUUUAUAACAGCCGGUCAUCUGAAGCUGCAUGUCAUGAUGCACACCGGAGAGAAGAAUCACGUCUGCAAAGAUUGCGGCCACGCUUUUGCCCGCAUCGAGAACCUGACGCAGCACCGGCGCAUCCACACCAACUCCAGGCCCUUCCUCUGCGACUUUUGUCCGCGCUCCUUCACCCAGCAGAGUUCCCUCAAGUGCCACCGACGCAUCCACACUGGCGAGACGCCCUACCGGUGCCAGUUGUGCCCGCAGAGUUUCCGCACCAAGCAGCAGCUCGACCAGCACGUCAAGUUCCAUCCUGCGGUUUAAAAUGGGGAAAAGGCUGAUUUUUUUUUUGUUCAAUUUAUUAAUAGGAACUUAAUACAGAAAAAUAUUAAAACAUAGUUUCAUAAAUAUAUUUAGAUUCAACUUUGAUAUCUUGGCACAGAGUUCAUCUUAUUGAGAUUGCAGAAUUCCAUAAUUCAGGCAGGCUGAGACGGUUGUUGAGGUUGUUGGCAGAGGUUUUCGAUUUGCAGCGGCGACGCCCCUCGAGUUUCAGGGACCCAGAGGCCGGCGGCCAGCGCCCCCAUUGCACAGCAGGCCGCGUACAAGCCCAGCACGGCCUGCACGCCCCCCAGCAGGCGCUCCAGGUCGAAGAAGGUCUUGGUGACGAGGAAGGCGGCCACCCAGCUGGCCGCCCCGGUGGCCGAGGUGGCCACCGAGCGGUGCUGCUGGGCCACCAGUUCCCCCAGCAGCAGGCUGGACACCGGGCCCAGGCCCACCGCGUUCGCCACCACGAACAGGCCCAGCCCGGCCAGCGGCCACGGCCCCCCGGGGCCGGCGGCCACGCCCACCAGGGCGGCCGCCAUGACGGCCUGCGAGGCCACCAGCAACACGCGGCGGCCGCACCGGUCCAGCAAGAAACAGGCGGCCAGCGUCGCGACCCACUGCAGGCCGCCGGCCACCACCGUGGCCGUUUCGGCCGAAACGGAGGAGGCCGUGGCCGCCAGCACCGGCUGCAGGUAGGCCAUGGCCGCCCUGAUGCCGCACAGCCGGCUCGACACCCUCACCAUGCCGACCAGCAGGAUCGGCUUGGCCGCCGCCCUCAACGCGGCCAGGCGGCCACCCCACGUGGCGGCCACCGGCUGCAGCCGCAGCAGCUCGUCCAGCUCCGCGUUCAAAUCCCAGUCGAGGCCUCGGAGACGCUGCAGGGCGGCCAGGGCCACGUCCAGCUUCUGUUUGGAGGCCAAAAACGAAGGUGACUCUGGAAUCAGGGCGGGCAGGAUGAUCCCGGGCAGGGUCAGCACCACCCCGAACCACGCCUGGACAAAUUCACAGACUCGAGGAAGAGGCUGGCCGUGUAGCAGGCCAGGGUGCCGGCGUUGAACAUCAGGAUGGGGAUGCAGCCGAGGGCGCCGCGGUGGCUCGGGUGCGAGAUUUCGCUCACGUACAGUUGCACGGCGUCGCCGAUGAUGCCCAUGCACACGCCAAACAACUAGAAAUUUGAGUUUUAGUAUUUUCAGGAAAUAAAAUACAAUUGGAUAAAAUAAAAAUUAUAAAAUCUAUUUUUCAAAUAAAUUUUUAGUGCGAUAAAAAAAUUUAUAAAAUUUUUGUUAAAUAAUUGACAAGAGCU